GGCGGCUUAAAUUUUAUUUUCCAUUUUUAAUACUUUCUUCUUCUUCUACUGGCAAGCAUUAUUAUUUUCACCACAUUACUCGUUCACAUGGGGGUCUAAGUCUAUCUUUGAAAAUCUGUGAAAUGAUAACCAUACAUAUUAUCAAAACAACUUUAGUUGAAUGAGGAUAAUGCUAAAAAACCGGAUAUAUCAAUUGAAUAUAUGAAUGACAGAAUGUGUAAAUGAUUUGGAUAUUCUGUAUGGAGAUACAAGCCAUUUCUAGCCAAAUACUGUGAAAUAUAAGACCUUGCGUAAGUAUAUAACAACAUCUAAUAAAUUCAGUUAUGGACGAAGACAGUUUAAGCGAUAACAGUGGGAAUCUUGAGGACUCUGAUGAUGAUGGUAAUGACGCUGUUUCUUCCACAUCUCAUGAUCCAAUUCACCAUGACCUGCGUCAAAGUGAUGGUGCACCCAAACAAAAAAAGAAGCGAAAACGUAAAGAGGGUAGAAAACGUAUCCGAAAAAUUCUGUCUGAAGAACAGCUUGACAGUGAAACUCUGAGUGCUCAGAAAGAGGAACAGGAAAGGCUUAGACGUUUGGAACUACAGAAAAGUUUAAAUACAGCAACACCAGCAGCUAGGAGUGCUUCACCUUUAGACAAAAGCUCUCCACAUUUGGAGACAACUAAUGUGCCAGCACAGCCUGUGGUUGUUGAUGUGCCACGUAAAGACCCAGAUCGGAUAAUUGUUAUCGAUGAUAGCGACGAUGAGUGUGAUAUUAUUAUUGACAAGCCACAGCCUUUAUCGGAUUGUGUGAUUAUUUUGGAUUCUGAUUCGGAACAUUCAACAGAGGAGGAGAACGAGGCAGAUGAGGAGCCUGAGAAUAGUGGAAGUCAUACUAAUGAUGAUGUCAACCAACCUGAUGUUCAUGGACGAGUUUUGGUGAAUGUUAAUCACCCACCAACUGAACCUGAUAUAUUUCUAGCAUCACAUCUUUGUAGCGUGGCCAAACCCCACCAGAUUGGAGGAAUAAGGUUUCUUUAUGACAAUUUGGUGGAAUCUUUGUCUCGCUACGAAGUUAGUCCAGGAUUUGGAUGCAUCCUAGCACACUCAAUGGGUCUGGGAAAAACAUUGCAAGUGAUUUGCUUUAUCGAUGUCUUCCUUCAAUUCACGAAAGCCACUAAAGUUUUGUGUAUUGUUCCGAUGAAUACCAUUCAAAAUUGGUAUAGUGAGUUCAAUUUAUGGCUACCAGAAGCUCCAUCCAGUCAAGCUAGGGAGCAAACAUCUGAGGAAGGUUUGAUGAAAGAAGAUGGUAAUCAAGAAAAGCAAGGAAGAACAUUUCAAGUAUUAUUACUUGGUGAAAGUGUGAAAACUACUGUCGCGCGAUCAGCUUUGAUAGGAAAUUGGGAGAAGAACGGUGGCGUGCUGCUUAUGGGUUACGAGAUGUAUCGAAUACUGGCUAUGUAUACGCCAUCGCUGGUCAACAAUACUAAACUAACUGGAAGUAAAAGAAAGAGAACUAACACUAACACAACGGAGGUUAUUGAUCUUGAUGAAGAGGAGAAAAAUAUGGAUCUGUUGCUUGAAGUGCAGAAAUCUCUUUGUAAACCCGGCCCCGAUCUUGUUGUAUGUGAUGAAGGCCAUCGUAUUAAAAAUAGUCAAGCAAAUAUUUCGCAAGCUCUAAAGAAAAUACACACGAGACGGCGUGUAGUACUUACUGGUUAUCCAUUGCAAAACAAUUUGAUGGAAUAUUGGUGCAUGGUGGAUUUCGUUCGGCCUAAUUUUCUGGGAACCAGGCAUGAGUUUUCAAACAUGUUUGAAAGACCUAUUGUUAACGGGCAGUGUGUGGACAGCACAGCAUCGGAUAUCAAAUUGAUGCGUUUCCGAGCCCAUGUUUUGCACAGUCUUCUGGAGGGCUUUGUACAAAGGAGGAGCGAAGCAGUUCUCACGAAGACAUUACCCGAAAAAGAAGAAUAUGUUAUUCCUGUGAAGAUGACGUCUGUUCAAAAGUCUUUAUACAAAGCAUUUGUGACUUCAGCGAUGCGUUAUGUGGGUUAUAUUAAUCCUAUUAAAGCAUUUGGGAUAUGUAUUAAGAUUUGGAAUCAUCCAGACAUUCUGAAAAACUAUCUUGACAGUAAGAAAGAUGCAAGCAGAAAUGCCUCGCCUUUGACUGUAUGCGACCCAGACUUAGAUAUUGGAGUUAGCGUAAGCAAGAAAACGAAAGAUUCAAAGAACGAUGCUAAACUGCAGCUAAACACCAACUCAGAUACCACUAUGUGUCCACCUGAUCCAAAGGCAAUAGCCAAUGUUUCUGACUGGGUUGGCGACUUGAUGGACAAUUACAAAACUGGUGUGUUACAACAUGGUUCGAAGUUAGUCAUUUUGAUGGAGCUCAUCGAUAAGUCUCUUCAAAUGGGAGAUAAAAUUCUCGUAUUUAGCCAAAGUUUAUCCACACUUAGCCUCAUCGAAGAUUUUCUUCGAAAACGUGUCGUUCCACCAUUGCCAUCUCAACUCAUGUUUCAACCUGUUCACUGGGAGAAAAACAAGAACUACUACCGUCUAGACGGUGGUACCUCAUCACAAGAGCGUGACAAGCUAAUUACGGCGUUCAAUUCAAAAACAAACCAAUCAGUUUACCUUUUCCUGUUAUCAACAAGGGCGUGUAGCUUGGGUGUGAACUUGAUUGGUGGUAAUAGAGUUGUGAUAUUUGAUGCUUCGUGGAAUCCAUGUCAUGAUGCACAAGCUGUUUGUAGGAUAUAUAGGUACGGGCAAACGAAAAAAUGCUUUAUUUAUCGUUUGGUCAGCUAUGGUACUUUUGAGAAACGAAUGUAUGAACGUCAAAUAACAAAGGAGGGAAUGUCAGAUCGAGUUAUUGAUGAACUAAAUCCCGAGGCAAAUUUGACGAAACUGGAAGUGAUGCAUCUUUUCAAGGAACAGGGCAGUGACGACGAGGAUCCCAGUCUUAAUAUUUCAGCAAAUGCAUUUCCUGAUCCAGUCUUGAAUUAUGUUUGUGGGACCUGUCAUGAAUCCAUUCUUGAGACACCAUUCAAACAUAAGCUGCAAUCGUCACGUAAAUUAAGAAACAUUUUGACAAAAGCAGAAAAACGCGAGGCAAAGAAAGGCUAUGAACGUGAAAAGCGAGCAAUCGAUUCUGCAAACAAAUACAGCUCGUCUUCCACCGUCUGUUCACCAUUAGUAAGGGAACAAAUCAGGAAGGAAGUGAUAAAUCGUCCUAUUGGUCAUGUUAAACCGAUACAAAGUGUCCAGGCUAGUGCCAGUCCCCCUGUGGGACAACCCGUUUCGUCUCUUCCUCUACCGGUUCAACCCUAUGCCAAUCCCUUCAGAGCUGACUUACCUUCUAUGGCUUACAUGGCAGGCAUGACUCUUCCACCUCUUCUCAAUAACAGAUUUUACCAAACGGGAGAAUUGCGACCGUUGUCCCCAUACCCUAGUAAUUUCCCGUUGCCCUACCCUUUCCCCGAAAUCAACCCUGACUUACGACCAUCAAGUGGAAUCCGACAACCAAUAGUCGUUGAUUUAUUAACCUCUCCUGAAGAGAAGUCCGAUGCAGCAAAUAAAGUAGAAACUACGCCUAAAAGUGCAGAGAAAAAUGGAGAGGCAAAUAAUACUGCCAAUAAUGCCGGUAAGGUAGCUACUCCUGAGGUCGCAAAUCCUCAAUCGUUGUGUGUUAAAUCAAGUAAUUCAGACCCGGUUUCCCUUGAUACGUCAAAAAGUAAUGCGGGCUCUUCUGAUCAGCCUGGUGUGGCCACUAGUGUAAUGACCAAAAAUGUCACAACCGUUUGCGAGUCAAAUAUUCAAAAACCAACGAUGCUGAAUAGCAACCCGAAGGAAGAUUUUGAGAAUGCGAUGAUAGAUAAAGCUACUUCUAGUUCGGGAACUAAUCCUGACAUAAUCACAACUAAAAACUACAAUAAUCCUACAACAUCCAAUGUUAUAACUCUGUCUACGGAGACUGCUGGACCUCAAUCAGACCACACACCAAUUAUGGCGGCUAGUACCGUUCAGCAAUUGACAAAUAAUCCAGUAAUUUUUCAACAAUCAGUACCCGAUCAAAACGGGUCUGGCCAUGCAACAAUUACGGAACAAAACAGUGAGAUUUCUACGCUGGUGGAAAGCAACUUACCCACUACAAACAUCGCUGCAGACUCCAUCAUGUGAAUUCAUCAAAAUGUUGAACAAACAUGAAACGAUGAUUGAAAGUAUGGUUUCUCUAUAAGGGGCCAAAUAACCAGCUGGGAACUUGACUUAUUCACUAACCUGCCUGAUCUGCACAAGACAGGCUUUUGUAUAACUAAAAAUAGUGCAGUAUCUCGGUUGCGUUAGCCUUUACUGCCCUGACAAACUAUACGUUUGAUUAAUUGUAUAUAAUAAAAACACUACUUUUAACACUGAAAUUGAAUCUUUUCUACAAAAAUGUUUUGCACAUAUGUUGUGUACAAUAAUUACACACCUGCCGUCAAAUAUAAAUGUGACAGGUAACUUCAAAUAUGUCAAAAACGUAGCGAGAUAUGACAAUCUUUGACAGAUUUUUUACAUGUUUUUAAACCUUUGUUUAUAUAAGGCCGCGAUAAAUUAUUUUUGUUGCUAUUGUCUUUCAGGAUCUUUUCCACUUAUCGUAAACGACGUUGGAUCUGUAAGCAACGGAAAAUGAAACGACCGAAUCCGGAAAUGACCGACCGAAAAUAUUUGCCGAAAAUUAGUGAGUGCGUGUCCCUAUAAAAUUCAUUGAUUACCAAUUCAAAAUUGAAAUGCUCAAUUGCUAAUAAGCUGUUAAACUUAUUGGGCACAAAGAUAAGGCACUGUGCCUAGCGUGAAUUUAGUAUGGAAACAUGUUUGCUUUGUCUUGCUUAAUCGUUGCAAACCAAGGCCAAAGAAUAGAAACCAUGCAUGUUCUAUUCUGUGCCAGGGCGUUUACAUAGAUCUAUAUGAGCACCCUGUUGCAAACAAUAGCUGAAAUAACCCAAAACCAGCACAUAAAAGGCCGUGUUACACGAUGCACUUUUUCUUGCAACUUUGCAAUGCAAUUCCAUUUUUGAGAGAUGUGAAUUUGGCGAAUGCAAAACUUUAGUAUUUACACCCUCCAACGAUGUUUUCUUAUUCGUACAUUUUGAAAACUCUUUCACUAAUUUACAUCUUUCAAAAGCAGAAUUGCAUUGCAUAACAUAAUAACAAUCACUCUCAUCGUCGUGCACUUUUUUCAGAAAGAAUUGAGCGCGCUUUAAAAUUUGGCAAUUCUGCGGGAACGCAAUUUUAGCUUCCACUAUUUCCGGUUUCGGUUAUUUCCGGUUUCGAUCGUUACGGUUCCGAUGUUUACAGAGA
Molecule: messenger RNA, 5318 nt
Organism: Dendronephthya gigantea
Lineage: Eukaryota; Metazoa; Cnidaria; Anthozoa; Malacalcyonacea; Nephtheidae
Product: helicase ARIP4-like
Exons: 21
Coding region: 324-4157 (1277 amino acids)
Cellular component (GO): nucleus
Molecular function (GO): ATP-dependent chromatin remodeler activity; ATP hydrolysis activity; ATP binding
Source: RefSeq, a predicted model, not a curated record